Molecule: messenger RNA, 2655 nt
Organism: Hypoxylon fragiforme
Lineage: Eukaryota; Fungi; Ascomycota; Sordariomycetes; Xylariales; Hypoxylaceae
Exons: 2
Coding region: 450-2219 (589 amino acids)
Cellular component (GO): cytoplasm
Molecular function (GO): flavin adenine dinucleotide binding; oxidoreductase activity, acting on NAD(P)H; 2 iron, 2 sulfur cluster binding
Source: RefSeq, a predicted model, not a curated record
CAUGCCUGCCGGUACUGAUAUGCUAUCAUAUUGCUAUGUUCAUCAUUGAUAGUGGCAUGUAACUAAUGGUGACGUCCAGUCCUGAUAUGUACUUGACUACCCUAGGUUAGGCAUGAUCAAGUACAUAGGCGUACCCGGAUUCCCAUAAUGUUUUGUUCAAUGUUUGAAAGUUCAACUGGUUGAUUCAGGUUCAAUGUUCUGACCUCGAACCAUUCCCGGCCCUUGACCCCUCAUUACACCCUCAGAUUAUUACAAACACACACAUUGCGUGCUUGGUUGCGUACAAUUCCUUGUCCCCUCAUCACUGCAAUACCGUCAUCACUGUUGCCAUCAUUGCUACCUCUUGCCCUCCAACCCUCUGACAGAUAAUUGGCAACCCAAAGACUCUCCCUCUCUUACUUUUUGACUCCGUCUGUCACACGCCUUUGUCUAUAACGUCAGUUUGUUUCAUGAAUCCUACCAGAGCCCUUUUCAUACGAUCUUCUGUUAUUUGCACCCUUCCCCAGGCCAUACCCAAGUUGCUUUCUCUCAAGUCACAACCCAGCUAUUCUAGUAGAUUGAUAUCGACAUCAGCAGCCAAAGCUAUGCCACAGUUUAAACUUAAAGACGUAUCUUCGCUGUCGUUACAGCUCGGCGAAAAACAAGAGGUUGAAGUCGAAGGCGUCGAAGGCGGGAAGGUGCUUCUCCUUAAUGCUGGCGGCAAGAUUCAAGCAGUGGGGCCCAAGUGCACACAUUAUGGAGCGCCUCUCGUAAACGGCGUCUUGACAAAGAGUGGUAGAUUGACUUGCCCGUGGCACGGAGCCUGUUUCAACGGCCAAACUGGCGACAUUGAGAAUGCCCCUGCCCUAGACGCCCUGCCGGUUUUCAAGGUUAUUGAGAAAGAUGACGCUGUGUAUAUCGAAGGCGAGGAAGCUACGAUCAAGGCGGCGCGGCGAAAGCCGAACUUCAAGUGUGGUACGACCGGCGGAGCCUUGGCGAAUAAAGUGGUCGUCGUUGGCGGCGGUAGUGGAGCUAUCGGUGCCAUUGAAGGUUUGAGGGAGAAGGGCUUUACGGGGCCUAUCACCAUGAUCUCCAACGAAGGCUACUUGCCCAUUGAUCGCACCAAACUAUCAAAGGCCCUGAUUACUGAUCCCACUAAGAUUCAGUGGAGAGAUGACGAGUGGUUCAAAUCUGGGUCGGUCGAAAUUGUGCACGAUGAAGUCGUUGAUAUCGACCUUGUUAACAAAGCCGUCAUUACUAAGAAUAAGGAAAGGUACGUAUAUGCCAAGUUAGUUUUGGCUACGGGUGGCACACCGCGGAACCUACCCAUACCCGGCUUUAAGGUGCUUGAGAACAUCUUCCUGCUCAGAACCGUCCAUGACGCGAAGAAGAUUGUUGAUGCUAUCGGCAAAAAGGGCAAAAACAUCGUCAUCAUUGGCAGCAGCUUCAUUGGUAUGGAGGUAGCCAAUGCGACGUCUACCGAAAAUCAUGUCACAGUGGUUGGCCAGGAAAGUGUUCCAUUAGAAAGGGUGAUGGGUAAAGAGGUGGGCGCUGGUCUGCAAAAGGGAUUGGAGGGCAAGGGAAUUAAGUUCCACCUGUCAGCCGGUGUGGCCAAAGCUGAACCGUCUAGCGCAGAUCCAUCCAAGGUGGGCUCUGUGUAUUUGCAGGACGGUACGAAGCUCGAAGCUGAUCUAGUUAUCCUGGGUGUCGGUGUGACACCAUCAACGGGAUAUCUCAAAGAUAAUAAGAUAGUGCGACUAGAAGAUGACGGGUCAUUGAAGACGGACGAGAACUUCCUAGUGGUAGGACUCAAGGAUGUGUAUGCGAUCGGAGACAUUGCCUCAUAUCCUUAUCACGGUCCUGGAGGACAGGGCAAUUACACGAGAAUCGAGCAUUGGAACGUGGCGCAGAAUCAGGGGCGAGUGGUGGCGCAUCAUAUUGUCAACCCUUCAUUGAAGUCGGACUUCUUCACACCGAUAUUCUGGUCAGCCCUGACAGGGCAAUUGCGAUACUGCGGCAAUUCGGUGAACGGGUGGGACGAGCUUGUGUUGCAAGGCGAUCCAGGCAAAGGGAAGUUCGUGGCCUAUUAUUGCAAAGACGAAACGGUAGUAGCCAUGGCUAGCAUGGGCGUGGAUCCGGCUAUGGUCAAGUCAGCGGAGCUGAUGAAGAUGGGCGCCAUGCCAUCCAAAACACAACUGAAGGGCGGCUUAGACAUUUUGACUGUCCCACUUCCAGCCUAAAUUGUGCUGUUGUUGAAGUGUUAGGUGGUGACUCCGAGUUGAGAUUGGCUUGGUGGUACCUAGGGUAGUUAUGUAUUCUUGUAUGUAACUACAUAGUUGCGCUGCUCAGCUCGACAUAGUAUGGACGAAAUGGGAAUGUCGACGCUUUCCUUUUUUUGGGCCAUCUUGCGUCAUCAGGUACAAGAUGCUUGGCCCAAUAUAAUCCUGGGCAGAAUCCUGGACAGCCAAGGCCAAGUGUGCAAUAAAAUAUCUCGUACGGUAAUUUGGGUGACAUGAUGACUUAUUCAUGUGAUGGAUUUGUCAAACACUUGAAUCUUGACAACUAGAACUUAUCAUCUUACUACGUACCGUAGGUAGUAACAUAUUUUGUUAGAGUAGAUAAUGAUGAUGGCAUAUGAAUAGUAUCCAUACUAUAUAUGUACGUAUUUGAUGUGAG